GUUUUGUGGACGUACGAUGUAACUAGAUGUCGAAUGAGGACCCUACAAGCUUCCGCCAACCGCUGAGAAUCGUCAUCGAGCCGAUCAGGCGGGCAGCCCAAGUUUGGGGGCGAUUUUGGCCGAGUUGUGCACCUUUCCGUUAGGGAUAUAUAGCCCACUUAAAGCCUGUCUCUUCGAGGGUUCGUGCCCUUAUUACUUUCGAAAACCCUCGGGCCGCCUGAUAGUUCGAGAUGCAGACCAUGAAAACCUGGGGUGGACUUGGUGGCGGCCCGAGUGCAACGCAUCACACAGUCGCGCAAUGGGACGAAGACUACGCACCAAGACAAGAAUACGAACCAUUUCAGAUCCAGCAACCACGAGAGCGGGGUCCCAAAAGGAACAUAUUCUGGACUGCGAUAUGGGAAUGGUGGCUUCUUGAGAUCUCAUGUUUAACGCUAAGCGUCGCUGCGCUCGUUGGAAUAGUUAUACUUCUCGACAAGUACGAUAACAAGCCACUGAAAGAUUGGCCCUGGAGUAUAUCGCCCAACUCCGUCCUCGCCGUCUUCUCCACCAUCAUAAAAACCUUGGCGCUGCUGCCCAUUGCAGACUGCAUAGGGCAAUUAAAAUGGACCUGGUUUGCUCGCGGGCAGCCACUACCACUUCUCGACUUCGAAAUCUUCGACUCAGCAUCUCGUGGAAUCCUCGGAUCCAUCUUCCUCCUGUUCCGGCUACGGUUCAUGCACAUUGCGAGUCUAGGGUGCAUUGUCACGAUAUUGGCGAUUGCCAUUGACCCGUUAACACAGCAAGCGCUGAGCCAACCCACACGCUCGAUUCCCGUUCCUACGGGAACGGCAACGAUUCCCCGAGCGCAGAAUUACAGUCUAUCAAUGGACGCCUUGCAGGACGGCGACGAUUAUAUAUCCGCGCCAAACUCGCUGAUCGGCGCAAUGUACAUCGGGCUAUACACACCGCUGGACCAAGAAGUCGCAUUCCCGAAUCCGGACUGCAGUACCGGGAACUGCACAUGGACGAAUUACAAAUCACUGGGAAUAUGUCAGGAAACUAAGGAUGUGACGAAACAACGCGACAGUAUCUGCUCCCCGUGCACAGGGAAGAAUGCGAGCGCAACACAAUCUUGUCAUUAUGCCUGCGACAUGUCGACGACGUUCCUGAAUGUCUCGGCACUGCGGAGUCAAACCCUAACGCGGUAUUCUACGGAGGGGCUUCCUGAGAAUGUUUCGUUGAGUUUGGGGUUUGAGGAUAUUGUUUGGCCGGUUGCAGAUGUGUUAAUGAAUUAUCGGAAUAAUUUUAGUUCGGUGGGUGAAAAGCCGGAUAAGAGUACGAGUAUGUAUGAGACGGUGUUUUAUUUCUGCAUGCAGGAGUUUUCGAGCGGGGAGGAGAGUGGGAGACCGAUGACGAGGAUGGUGAAUUCGACUAAGAGGACGACGAAUCGGACGGUGGAGGCGAUUGGGAAUCGGUAUACGUUCAUGCCGCAACUUACGAUCCACGAUGACAACACCAAGGAGGGAGAGACGGGGGAGUAUACGGUUGAGCCUGAAGCACUUCUGGCGCUGUCAAUCGCCAUGUACAAAGCGUUCCAAGGUGGAGUCUCGUGGGCUGAUAUUAUCACUGGCACUACUGAGGUCGGACGGGUCCUAGGCACGAUCGUGGAUCAGAGUCCUAAACCGACCUCGCGGGCGCAAAAUGAUUACACCAAGAUUCCUGAAAUCAUGGAGAAUGUGGCGCGGGCACUGAGUAAUGACCUCAAAAUCCACCCGGGGAAUGGGACGAAGGUAGUGGUUCACGACGGGACUGUGCUGGCACUGGAAUCGUACAUCUCAGUGACUUGGCCUUGGUUGUCACUGCUCUUUGCGACGGUUCCGCUUUCGAUUCUUCUCCUCGGUUUAACGAUGAUUCGGUCCGCGAAUACGCAUACGACUGUUUGGAAAACGAGUUCGCUACCUGUGCUCCAGAUUCUGGGGCAGGGGGUUAGAGGUGAUUUAGGGAAGGUUGAAGGGAUUGGUAAGAUGGAAAUGAGGGCAGAGUAUGUCAAGGUGGAGUUGGAGCAGAGAGGGGGUGGGUGGGGGCUUGUUAGUCGGUGAUCUGGACAAACCCAGGGAGUACGAAGAGGAGAAUGAGCAGCCUGAGGAUCUGAAUCAGGGCAAGUACAGGAGUUUUGUAGACCUUCU
Messenger RNA from Lindgomyces ingoldianus, 2168 nucleotides. RefSeq lists its product as uncharacterized. The record is from RefSeq and is a predicted model, not a curated record. Lineage: Eukaryota; Fungi; Ascomycota; Dothideomycetes; Pleosporales; Lindgomycetaceae. The transcript is spliced from 2 exons. The coding region runs from base 231 to 2081 and encodes 616 amino acids.